Rattus norvegicus (Norway rat) is the source of this 7133-nucleotide messenger RNA. It is a transcript of the gene Srek1, whose product is annotated as splicing regulatory glutamic acid and lysine rich protein 1. Gene Ontology annotation, cellular component: nucleus. NCBI's taxonomy places the organism in Eukaryota, Metazoa, Chordata, Mammalia, Rodentia, Muridae. The record is from RefSeq and is a predicted model, not a curated record. Gene Ontology annotation, molecular function: RNA binding; nucleic acid binding.
CUUACACUGGCAAUAGCAGAGAAGUAUAUAGCAUAGACUUUCUCAUUACUGAAUUUGAAGGAGGAAUUUUAAAUUGUUGUUGGAACCUUGCUGUAAUCCCAUACAAUUAAAGACAUUGGUUUGUAAGAAACUUUCAAAGUUAUAGAAUAUGGGAGUCUCAUUUUGGUUUGUUUUACUUGGUCAAAUAAAAUAGUCAGCUAUAACUUUAAGCAUUUUUAAUGAUACCAUUUUGCAAGAAAACUUUACCAUUUUUGGACAUGCAAAUCUAAAAAUUUACAACAUUUUAUCUGUACCUUAAUAAAGUAUCUUAAGGUACCUUAAUAAGAUAUCAGGAAGAAACUGAUACACAUUUUUUAGUUAGGCCUUUCAAAUAUAGCUGAUGACUUUUAUAGCUGUUCAAUCUGAUUACGCACUUCCAGCAAAGAAGUAAUACAUUGUUGUAUUAAAAAGAGAGAGCAGAGUGAGGAAAGCAGAUGAAGGCAGUCUGCAGUGGAGGAGGCUUUUAGCGGAGGUGCAUGGGGCUGGGUAUGCCCUGAACACUUGACUCUUUGCAUGCUUUAUUUACACCGUGGUGUAAACGAGAAAGGCCAUAUAAAACAUUUUACCAGGUUUUUCAGUUUUUUUUCAGUUUGCUGGUUUUUAGUUUAGACAGUAAUGUGAGGAGAGGGUGGAGAAGAGCUAUUGAUACCCAUUGAGCAAGACCUACUGUUAAUGAAAUGUGCCGUUUUGAAUAAAAUAUACUUUCAUUAUACUUGUCUAAAUAUGACCUUCUUGUUGUUACGUGCAUUUCAGAUUUCUUUUUAUAAAUGUUAACAUUUAGAAAAGUAAGAUCAACGUAACAGGUGUGAGCCUAAUCAUCAGUCAUAACUUUAUGUCCACAUUUUCUGGGAGAUGGAUUUUGACUAUUAAUUUGGUUUUGUAUGUUUUCUCUAUGUGAUAUUUGUGCAUUAUUAGAUGACUAGACUGGCCAAGGCAGACCUGUUACACUUGCCUGAGUUAGGCAUUGUUUGCCAUGCCACUAAACCUGCCGCCAAGUGAAACCUUCAUUGGGGAAAUGAGAUCGGAGUCUGAACCGCAGAAGAUGGACGCCCUGUCUCUGUUUUUAUUGUUUUGCUUUAAUUUCAUUUCUUUUUCUUUUGUCCCCCCCUUUUUUUUAUUUGUUUUGUUUUUGUUUUGUUAAAUCUUUCACUUUUAACUUGUGAGCUGGUUUUCCAGUUCUUUGUGAAUGGUAUUCCAUUAAGAGAUUGUAAUAUGUUGCAAAUUUAUGGGGAAUGAUUAACAGAGCUCAACCUUGAGAUGAAGCAAACUCUCCUGCAGGAAGUUAGAGUGCAGUGCUGUGAAGAUGCUCAGGCCUUCUUUGUGGGUUGCUGAGGUACAUUUUGAUCUUCAGACAUUAAAACACUUAUGAGAAUCUUAGAAACAUUUUCUGAUGGGCUCAGUGCUUAUUUUUUCCCCAAGUCUACAUCUCUCAUAAAAACCAACUGAUGGCUUAUAAUGUUUGUCCUCCCCUAGAACCGUAGGCAUAUAAAACCAUGUAAGGUAGGGGGAGGUCUCUGUCUUUUAUUACCUUGGUCUUAGGAAGCCGUUUGUUACUUCUGGGGAAACUGGAGAAAACUGUUCAUUAUUUAUUUGCAUGCAUUUUUUUUGUUUGUUUGCUUGAAUUUUUUUGUUGAAAACUCUCAGAGGUUACUAGCUUUUGAAGUGGAUUCUGAAGUGAGGACUCACAGUAGUACGAGAGAGAUUUCUGCCUCAGUUUUCUUUGAAGUGUAGUUUGGGGAAAAUGCUAAAUGCUUGUUUUAUACUUCUAUAUGCUCUAGGGGAGCUUUAAAGGACACAUUUUACAGAAUUAUAGUUUGGAAAUAGAACAAAGGAAUUUUUCUUAAGAGUAUCUCUAAUAGAAUAAGACAGAAAUAAUAAAGUUACUUAUUUUUAACAGCGUAUUGUCAUGAGGUAGGGAAAGUCUGAUAGUCCACUAAUACUUAAAAGAACUGAGGCCUCGUACUAAGUAAUGAGCUUUGUUCACAUGGGUACCUUAUUGUCUGUGUAGUCUUUAUACUGUGUGGAUAGCUGGGCUUGGUGAUUGACAAAGAGUAUUAAAUUUGGCACAUUACUAGGUUGCAACUCAGGUGAAUAAAUUAGGGUACUGAAGCAGUACCUCAGUGUAGCAGUCACUCACCAAAGGUGUUCAGGUUUUAAACCUUCAGAAGUAGCUGUCUGUCUAACAGAUAAAGCGAAUGUGAUAAGUAACAUAAACAGUAUAGUGUACAUACAGGCAUAUACAGAUAAGUGGUAACUAACAAAUAGUAUAGUACACGUAUGGGCACAUAUAGAUAAGUGGUAGUUAGUGUACAUAUGGGCAUAUACAGAUAAGUGGUAGUGUAGUCAUUGUUAUUUUAUAUCUUCAUUCUGCAUGUUAAGAAAUUGGUUUUCCAGAAUUUAAAGUAAUAACCUCUUUUUUUAAAAUUAGUUAAAUUUAGAUGCUGUAAAAUUAGAAAGUAUGCAUUUGCCAAAGCCACUAAACUGUAAUUCUUAUUUUUUCUAUAGAUAACCUAAAACCACUAUCUAAAGCUUAAAAUUACAACUUGAAUUCCAUUGUGCUUUGAGGUCUUCCGGGAGAGAGUGUUUAGAUAUUUAUCUCUGUGCAUCUGGCUAUGUAAAUAGGAUUUACCACUAAAAUAAGGCAUAACACUUUUGAAAAUUUACCACAUAGAUUUCAGCUUGUGAUGUUUGAAAAUGCAGUUUUAAGAUGCUCUUAAUUAAUAGAAAUGGUAAUUUAUAUAUGUGAUCAAGUUUGAGAAAUAUACCCCACCUCUCUUAUUUUGCUAAGAAGAUAGGAAAAAUGUAAAAGUUUUAGUCUUUAUCAAAUUGUUUUAAAUUCAGAAAUUAAAUAUGGCAGAUCAUGAACUUCAAAAUAAAUUGUUUUUUAAGUUGCAGGCAUUUUUUCUUAAAUGUUUUUACUAUUACUAAAAAGUGAUUUUACUAUUACUCCUGUUAGAAAAUGACAGACUUAAUGAGAAAAGCUUUUGUAAGCAUCUGUUACUGUUCUCAGAUAAAUAGACAUAAAUUGCAUCAAAAGUUAGCAUUGUAAGAAGUUCCCUGUGACAGGGAAAUUUUCGUUGGUUCAGUCCCUAACUCUUUUUAUCAAUUGCCUAAGGCAUCUUUGGGAUUGGAUUCUCGCUAGGUAUUAGUUGGUGAGGUAUCUUAUUGAUGAUGGGUAUGGACCUUUUUAAAGUCAAGCUGAUUAUGUGUUCAAGUUUUCUGUUUUCUUCUGUUUAUUUGAGAUCGAGUGGAGUCCUUUGGAGGGUUAUCAGAAUUGUUUGCUUCUCAAGUCGGUAGCCUCAGUAACAGGGUAGAGAGACUCUUAUGGAGCAAGUUUCAAUUCGCACAUAUUUGUUUUUUUUUUUCUUUUUCUUUUCUUUUCUUUUUUUUUUUUUUUUUUGACUAAUUUGGUUAUUUGCCAUUUCUGGGGAUUAAACUUUAAAAAAUGUUCUUCUUUUCUGUAUCUGAUGUUCUGUGUGCUAUUAGUGACGCAGCCAACACGAACGGUUGUCAUGUGUAACACAACUUUCGAUCACCGCGAAAACAGCGUCCUGGGAAAGCGUCCAUGCUUGAUAUCGUUUGGUUCAUGAACAUUAAGUUUCCAGUACAGGUAAAAUCCCAGAAGAAGCCAAAGCCCUUUCUUUACUGGCUCCUGCUCCAACCAUGACAAGCCUGGUGCCUGGUGCAGGGCUGCUUCCCAUACCAACCUCCAGUCCACUGACGGCACUUGGCGUUUCACUUAGCAGUUUGGGAGCCAUACCGGCAGCAGCACUGGACCCAAACAUCACAGCACUUGGAGAGAUACCACAGCCACCACUUAUGGGAAAUGUGGAUCCUUCUAAAAUUGACGAGAUUAGGAGAACAGUUUAUGUUGGAAAUUUGAAUUCACAGACAACGACAGCUGAUCAACUACUUGAAUUUUUUAAACAAGUUGGAGAAGUGAAGUUUGUUCGGAUGGCAGGUGAUGAGACUCAGCCAACUCGGUUUGCUUUUGUGGAAUUUGCAGACCAAAAUUCUGUACCAAGGGCCCUUGCUUUUAAUGGAGUUAUGUUUGGAGACAGGCCGCUGAAAAUAAAUCACUCCAACAAUGCAAUAGUAAAACCUCCUGAGAUGACACCUCAGGCUGCAGCUAAGGAGUUAGAAGAAGUAAUGAAGCGAGUGCGGGAGGCUCAGUCAUUUAUCUCAGCAGCCAUUGAACCAGAGUCUGGAAAGAGCAAUGAAAGGAAAGGCGGUCGAUCUCGUUCUCACACUCGCUCAAAGUCCAGGUCUAGCUCAAAGUCCCAUUCUAGAAGGAAGAGAUCGCAGUCAAAGCACAGGAGUAGAUCCCAUAACAGGUCACGUUCAAGACAGAAAGAUAGACGUAGAUCCAAGAGCCCACAUAAGAAACGCUCUAAGUCUAGGGAGAGGCGGAAGUCAAGGAGCCGGUCGCGGUCACGGGACAAGAGAAAAGAUACCCGGGAAAAGGUGAAGGAAAGAGUGAAGGAGAGAGAAAGGGAAAAGGAAAAGGAAAGGGAAAAGGAGCGUGAAAAAGACAAGGAACGGGGUAAAAACAAAGAUAAAGACCGUGAGAAGGAAAAGGACCAUGAAAAGGAGCGAGACAAAGAAAAGGAGAAGGAACAAGAUAAAGACAAGGAACGGGAAAAAGACAGAUCCAAAGAGGCAGAUGAAAAACGGAAGAAGGAGAAGAAGUCUAGAACACCGCCCCGAAGCUACAAUUCCUCAAGACGAUCCCGUAGUGCCAGCAGGGAAAGGCGGAGGAGGAGAAGCAGGAGUUCUUCUAGAUCGCCAAGAACAUCAAAGACCAUAAAAAGAAAGUCUUCUAGGUCUCCGUCUCCCAGGGGCCGGAAUAAGAAAGAGAAAAAGAGAGAGAAAGAACGGGACCACAUCAGUGACAGGAGAGAAAGAGAGCGUUCCACCUCCACAAAAAAGAGUUCUAGUGACCGAGACGGGAAGGAGAAGGUGGAGAAGACUAACACACCAGUUAAGGAGAAGGAACACAGUAAAGAGGCAGAUUCAACUGUGAGCACCGAUGCGGAUGAGAAGGACGCUGCCAGGACUGAGGAGGAAAGUAAAGCACAGCACAAUGGGAAUUGCCAGCCCCACGAAGAGCGCCUGUGCAGCACGGCCGACGCUGUGUAGGCCGCCCGCUUUGUCUCCUCCACGGCAGGCUCGACCCAGAGCUUUCAGUUCCAAACAAGGUGUAAACGGAGAAGGAACGUUACCCAUGUAUGGUAGCCAAAGCUUUCCCAGCUUUGAGGUGACAUUGCGGACAUCUUGUACUGAGCAUGGACAUCAUGAAAUACCAGAUGCUACCCAAACUGACCAUCUUCUGAAGUCUCCAUUUCCAUGGUGGCGGCCACGCUUGUCAUGUGGUGGGUGCAUCAGUGUUUGCCAGAAAAGCAGAGAUCCAGAGGGAAGUUCUCCACGGAGAUGAGCAGUGGAGGCUCUUAAAAAUAAUGCUAGUUAUUCAAUUUUGUAUUGUUUUACUUUUUUUUAAAAAAAAAUUUUCAAUAUAUACAGUUUGAUGAUGUGCUUGAAAUUUGUGCAAAUAUACAUACACUCUUGUAAAGUGCAAAGUAUGUAAGACGUUUUAACAUUUACUUCACAGGGGUUACAGUGAUUGUGGUAAAUCCUCACCAUUGGGUUUUCUUUUGCUCACUGUUUUGGACAUCAGUUUUUCUUUAAAACGGUUUUACAGGUUAACAUUGCUUAAGUAAGUGAUAAAAACCACUGACAAUGCAUGCUACUGUUCUUCAGAAGAGCAACUGUGUCGAAUACUAACGACGUAUUCAGUGUUUAGAAUCAUCGUCUGCCAUAAAAAAAACAUUUCUUAACUUCCUUAACAUUUCCAAGCUCAUGAGUAAUACUGCAGCGUGUCUUGUCAGCUGGAGGCGGCAAAGAUGCCCUUAUCAAAAGGAAGCAGCUUUCAGAGAUGGGCGAUUGGAGCACAAGCUGAAGCUCUAGUGCCUUCUGCAAUGUGUGCUGUACUGUUUUCUAGGGUUUUAUAUGUGCUAGUCAUUCUUAAUUCAUAUGGAAUCUAGAUGGCUGUAUUCUAGUCAUAUCCAUUGAAGUGUGCAAGUGGUGUGUCAGAAGCACUUCUUAAUUCAGAUAAGAAAAGGAAGCCCUGUUUACAAGAUGUGUGGAAGUUCAAACAACAAUGUAGUUUGGGGACCACCAGUUUUAUACUGUGAUGAUUAAACAGGAGACCUGCUCUUACAUGGCCAGAGGAAACCUAUGAGUUGAUUUCAUUGGAUGAUAGCCUUAAUAUUACCUUGCAGUCAUUUUCUCCUAAUGAUGCAGAAAUUGUACGUAAAGGAAGGACUAGGAGCAUAUGGAGAGGUAACUUUGUGUUUAAUGAUAUGCGUGCCUGAGUGUAAGAGACGAGGUCAUCCGUCAGUCUGAGGCUCACCUUUUUGCAGAAGGUAUGCAAGUAGUAAAACGACAUCUGUGUUAAUGUUUUCCCCAAAACUAUACAUUCUAGUUACUGCACUGUUCAUCAUUGCUCAUUUCCAGAACAACAGAAUCCUGCUUUUAAUUUGCAAAGGUUAUUUGAAAAUCAAGUGUAAUUAUUUUAACAGAACCUAAUACAAUCAAAUACUCAGUUGCCUUACCUCAUGAAGUUACUUUCCCAGCUUUCAAAAGCCAAGUAGCACUUUAGUUCCUUGGUUUCAACUUGAGUCUUUUUCACAUUAAUAGUGUGGAAUCUGUAAUCUGAAGACUAGAAAGGCCCUUUCUGCAAAUCAUAAAGCCUGGUUCGAUUAUGAAGCUGCUUAAUCAUCUUCGGGUGUUCAGAAUUAGCGUGUGUGUGUGUGUGUGUUUGCUUUUUUUUUGUCACUGUGUACAUUAAACUUUUGGAAAAUGCUUUACUAUGUAAAGUAUAGAUGGCCAUUUUAAUCACUUAGCCACAUACGGUUGGCUGGUAAACAGCUUAUUCUGAUACAGAAAUACUUGGACACCUGUGGAGAGAUUGUGAAGGAGUGUCUCACUUCAACCGCUGUCUUAUUUAUGAAAUGUAAGUAGAAUAGAGCAAAUGUUGGAAUCUUUGUUAUUUUUUAGUACCAUUUCUCUAAUAAAGUUGAGUAUUUUAGCGGAAA